CUGGGACCGUUGUUCGCGCUGAGCACGAUUUUGUUCAUCGUGCGCAUCGUCAUGACGUGGUAUCCGAGCGUGCCGUACACGAAGUUGCCGUGGGUCUUGGCGUACGCGCCGACGGAGCCUUUGCUCAAGCCCACGCGCGCGCUCGUGCCGCCGGUGGGGGGGGUGGACGUCUCGCCGAUCAUCUGGGUCGGGAUGAUUAGUUUUAUGAAUGAGAUUUUGUUGGGGAAACAAGGAUUGUUGGUGUUG
Molecule: messenger RNA, 246 nt
Organism: Ostreococcus lucimarinus CCE9901
Lineage: Eukaryota; Viridiplantae; Chlorophyta; Mamiellophyceae; Mamiellales; Bathycoccaceae
Exons: 1
Cellular component (GO): chloroplast thylakoid membrane
Source: RefSeq, a predicted model, not a curated record